GUCGCCGCCACCCCCGCUGCCGCCCUGCACGCCCCCUCCCCCAGACAACAGGCAAGCAGGUCGCAAUGACGUCGGGCCAGUGCAGCAUGCUUUUCGCGCGCCUCGCGUCAAACAUUGGCCGGGCGCAGGCUGCCCAGGAAUUGAAAUGGCUCAGACAGCACGCAUCAGGCGGGCACGCCCCCCUCCAGAAUCUACUGGCAAGGCGCGUCGCAGGCGAACCGCUGCAGUACAUACUGGGCUCACAGCCCUUCGGCGACCUCGAGAUCACUGUCCGGCCACCUGUCCUCAUUCCCCGACCGGAGACUGAGGACUGGACGAUACGCCUCUCCGAACUUUUGGCCAGGAAAGUGCGCAGGCGCGCGCCCAUCACUCUUUUCGACCUCGGUACAGGGACCGGCUGUAUACCUCUGCUGCUUUGCCACUUGCUACCGCAGGGGACGAUCCGUGCCCAUGGUUUCGAUCUCUCGCCAGAUGCGGUGGCGCUCGCGAACGAAAACGCGAAGACGUCGAACAUUCCCGCGGUAGCAUCCGGCCUCGUCAACACUUUCUCAGCCACCCUGGCAGACUUCGCCAGCGCACGCUUCCGCGCCGAUACCGCACAUGCCCUCCCAUGCGACGUCCUGACGUCCAAUCCGCCAUAUAUCAGCACGUCCGAGCCUCUUCCAGCUGAAGUCAAGGAUUGGGAGGACAGUCGGGCCCUCUUCGCUGGUGAGUCGGGUCUGCAGUGCUAUGAGGCGAUAGGAAAGCUCUUAGCGAGCCCCGGCUUCCUCGCGCCCGACGGACUCGUGGCCUUGGAAAUCGGGCAUACGCAAGCUCAGCCAGUGCGAGACAUCCUCGCGUCCGCAGGCUUGAGGGAGAUAGAGAUAUGGCAGGACCCGUGGGGCAAGGACCGGACGGUCGUAGCGCGCGGCGAUGGUGCCGGGGGCGGCGAGGGCGGCGCUUAAGAACGUCGGCCACUGGUCGGGCGACGAUAUACCUCCGCAAAAGGCACGUUUUCCCGCCCUCCGGCAUUGCGCAACCUUUCGCCCGCCGCCGCACCCUUGCCCUACGGGAGCUAUCGUCCCGCCGGUAUCGAGAAUAUUCUCCUGGUCAAUAUACUUCCACGUUAUCUCCUGUCAGCGAGCGCAAAUUCAGUGUCCUCCCCCUGAACGAUUA
Molecule: messenger RNA, 1155 nt
Organism: Schizophyllum commune H4-8
Lineage: Eukaryota; Fungi; Basidiomycota; Agaricomycetes; Agaricales; Schizophyllaceae
Product: S-adenosyl-L-methionine-dependent methyltransferase
Exons: 3
Coding region: 66-944 (292 amino acids)
Biological process (GO): protein methylation
Cellular component (GO): mitochondrion
Molecular function (GO): protein methyltransferase activity
Source: RefSeq, a predicted model, not a curated record